Beta vulgaris subsp. vulgaris (sugar beet) is the source of this 1246-nucleotide messenger RNA. RefSeq names its product zinc transporter 1. Gene Ontology annotation, biological process: zinc ion transmembrane transport. The record is from RefSeq and is a predicted model, not a curated record. The transcript has 3 exons. The coding region runs from base 33 to 1103 and encodes 356 amino acids. Gene Ontology annotation, molecular function: zinc ion transmembrane transporter activity. Gene Ontology annotation, cellular component: plasma membrane. NCBI's taxonomy places the organism in Eukaryota, Viridiplantae, Streptophyta, Magnoliopsida, Caryophyllales, Amaranthaceae.
AUUUUUUCCUUCACAAACAAAAAAAAAAAACCAUGUUGGUAAAAAAGAGCAUUCUUUUGUUUUCUCUAGUCCUUAUUUUCUAUGUCACUUUGGUGGCAAGUGAUUGUACGUGUGAUUCUGAAGGAUUACUAGCGACUGAUCCCAAAAGUGCCACCCUAAAAUAUAAACUAGGGGCCAUUGCCGCCAUUCUGGCGGCAGGGUCCCUAGGAGUUUUUCUACCUAUACUAGGAAAAAACAUCCCUGCUCUCCAUCCGGAGAGCAAUUUGUUUUUCCUCGUAAAAUCUUUCGCCGCAGGAGUAAUUUUAUCGACUGGAUUUAUUCAUAUACUACCGGAUGCGUUCGAAGAUCUUACAAAUCCUUGCCUUAAAGACCCUUGGGGGAGUUUUCCCUUCACUGGGCUCUUCGCCAUGGUUGGAGCUCUAGGAAGUUUGAUGAUUGAUGCUUUUGCUACUGGCUAUUAUCGACGAGCUCAUUACGCAAAGCCUGCUUCAUCGGCUAGUGUAGAUGAGGAGAGGAGUGCGGAGCAUGCUGGACAUGUUCAUCUUCACUCGCACGGUACUCAUGGUCAUGCUCAUGGUCCUGGUCCUGGUGCUACUCCUGAAGGGUUAAAAGAGUUGGAUUUAAUCAGAUAUAAAAUUACAUCACAGGUGUUGGAGAUGGGUAUCCUGGUUCAUUCGGUGAUAAUAGGACUAUCAUUAGGAACUUCUCAAAGCCUUGAUACUAUCAAACCUUUAAUGGUAGCUUUGUGUUUCCAUCAAUUUUUUGAGGGUGUUGGUCUUGGUGGAUGCAUCGUACAGGCAGCUUUCAAGUCAGCAUCUACGUUGUGCAUGGCAUUGUUCUUCUCCCUUACUACACCGGUGGGAGUCGCCGUCGGCAUCGGAAUAAGCAACAGCUACGAUGACAGUAGCCCAACUGCAUUAAUCGUUCAAGGGCUGUUAAAUGCAAUCGCUGGAGGGAUCUUGAUUUACAUGGCACUUGUUGAUCUUUUAGCUCAAGAUUUUAUGAGCCCUAAGGUGCAAACCAACACUAAGCUUUUCUUUGGGGCUAAUAUUACCUUGUUACUUGGUGCUGGUUGUAUGGCUGUUUUGGCUAUAUGGGCUUGAUUUUUUUGGUCUUGAGUAAGCACUUUCGUGCUGUGGUUAUAGUUAUAGAUUAGUUUGUUUUAUUCUUCCAUUUUCUAUUCUUUUUCAUUUUACAUUUGUAAGUAAGUGUUUAUAUAGUAAUAUACUUUAGAUCACCUUUUGAA